CCCCCACCGCAGCCGCCGUCCACCGCGGCGCCACGCCACCCUGUGACCCACCCUGAAAUACACGCGCACGCGCUCCCCCUCUGCGUACAGGCUGUCGAGCCAGAGGCCUCCGUCCUCCCCUGUCCGUCUCCGUCCAACUCUCUGCUCUCCACAAUGCAGCGCCACUGACCGAACCUGCUCUUUCUGUCGCUUCUUCCGCUGCAACUACUCAUUUCCCAACACCGCCGAGCUCGAUCCGCAAUGUGGCGGCUUCUGGCGCUGGUGGUGUUCGCCGCCGUGCCGGCAAUGGCCGGCGACCCCUACGCCUUCUUCGACUGGGACGUCUCCUACGUCACCGCGGCGCCCCUCGGCGUCAAGCAGCAGGUGAUAGGCAUCAACGGCAAGUUCCCGGGGCCCGUCGUCAACAUCACCACCAACUGGAACGUCGUCGUCAACGUGCUCAACGACCUCGACGAGCCCCUCCUAAUCACAUGGAACGGGAUCCAGCACCGGAAGAACUGCUGGCAGGACGGCGUGCUGGGCACCAACUGCCCCAUCCCGUCCGGGUGGAACUGGACCUACGAGUUCCAGGUCAAGGAUCAGAUCGGCAGCUUCUUCUACUUCCCCUCCACCGGCCUGCAGCGCGCCGCCGGCGGCUUCGGCGGCAUCGUUGUCAACAACCGCGGCGUCAUCGCCGUGCCCUUCGGCCGCCCCGACGGCGACAUCACCAUCCUGAUCGGCGACUGGUACAACAGGAACCACACGGAUCUGAGGAAGAUGCUGGACGAAGGGAAGGAGCUCGGGAUGCCGGACGGCGUGCUGAUAAACGGCAAGGGCCCGUACCGGUACAACGACAGCCUUGUGCCGGCCGGCAUUGAGCACGAGACCAUCGAUGUGCAUCCCGGUCGGACGUACCGCAUCCGGGUGCACAACGUGGGCACGUCGACGAGCCUCAACUUCCGGAUCCAGGGGCACAACCUGCUGCUGGUGGAGACGGAGGGGUCCUACACCACGCAGCAGAACUACAGCAGCCUCGACGUCCACGUCGGCCAGUCCUACUCCUUCCUCCUCACCACCGACCAGAACGCCAGCUCCGACUACUACGUCGUCGCCAGCGCCCGCAUCGUCAACGAGUCCCUCUGGCAGCGCGUCACCGGCGUCGCCCUCCUCCGCUACUCCAACUCCGGCGGCCCGGCGUCCGGCCCGCUCCCGGACCCGCCCCAGGACCAGUACGACAAGACGCUCUCCAUGAACCAGGCGCGCUCCGUCCGCUGGAACCUCAGCGCCGGCGCGGCGCGGCCCAACCCGCAGGGCUCCUUCCGCUACUCCUCCAUCAACGUGACGCAGGCGUACCUGCUGCGGAGCGCCGCGCCCGUGGAGAUCGGCGGGAAGCUUAGGGCGGCGCUCAACGGGCUGUCCUUCGUCCCGCCGGAGACGCCGCUGCGGCUCGCCGACGCGUACGGCGUGGAGGGCGCCUACACGCUCGACUUCCCGGAGCGGCCGCCGGCGCCGGACGCCGCCCCCCGGGUGGCGCGGUCCGUCAUCAACGGCACCUACCGGGGGUUCAUGGAGCUCAUCUUCCAGAACAACGACACCCGGAUGCAGAGCUACCACGUGGACGGGUACGCCGUGUUCGUCGUCGGGAUGGACUACGGGGAGUGGACGGAGGCGAGCCGGAGCACGUACAACAAGGGCGACAGCGUGGCGCGCAGCACCGUGCAGGUGUACCCCGGCGCCUGGACGGCGGCGCUGGUGUCGCUGGACAACGUGGGGUUCUGGAACGUGCGGUCGCAGAACCUCGACUCGUGGUACCUCGGGCAGGAGGUGUACGUCAGGGUGGUGAACCCCGAGGACGGCGCCAACAAGACCGAGAUGGCCGUCCCCCGCAACGCCCUCUACUGCGGCCAGCUCCACAAGUACCAGAAGGAGCAGACCCCUCAUCACAAGGCGGCGGCGGCGGCGUCUGCGGCGGCCGUGCGGCCGUUGGCUGUGCGGAGGCAGAUCGUGGCGUUGGUGAUGCUCGUCGUCGGAGCCCUCGUGUUCGCGUCGUAGCGCGGCGCCGUGGAUCCAUUUUUUGUGCCGCGUCUGAGGUGGCUUCUUCGUGUGUGUAGUGUAGGUUAGGAUCAGAGGUGCCACUGGACUGUACCAAUUGCCCAUGCACUGUGUUUUGUGUUCGUAGCAUUAGGAACGGUCGAUCGUGUUUAUUCAUUCACCUCGAGGCUGUCUGAGGACUGUGAUUUGAUUUGUUCACGAGGAGCAAUUCUAAUAUACUCCGUAUUCUUUUACUCAACUAA
Messenger RNA from Triticum dicoccoides, 2273 nucleotides. RefSeq names its product monocopper oxidase-like protein SKU5. The coding region runs from base 241 to 2031 and encodes 596 amino acids. The record is from RefSeq and is a predicted model, not a curated record. The transcript has 6 exons. Gene Ontology annotation, molecular function: oxidoreductase activity; copper ion binding. NCBI's taxonomy places the organism in Eukaryota, Viridiplantae, Streptophyta, Magnoliopsida, Poales, Poaceae.